GACUUGUCUCCGGACUUUGGUUGUUCCCGCUUGGGCAACUUUUCCAAGACUUGGCAAGCCGCACACCUUCGUGUGUGAGUACAAAACCUAGCCCCGUCGUCGUGAAGCAGCAGAGCAGCGCAGGAUCAGCUGAAAAAUUUCGCCAAAACCCGUGUAAAACCGAAAAGACGAUCAAAGUUACGCAUCAGCGGCAACAGGCUUAUUGAAUUAUUUAGAUCAAUUUUUUACGAAGCCAGAUCCUCCUCACCGCGCCGACAUCGUAGAAUGGUAGAAGGUGAAACCGACACAAAACACAAUCAUAAGUGUGAUGUAAAAGACGAUCGUUUGAACGGCUGCGGUUCAAAAGACCUAGAACUUGCCGGACUUGGGUCAAAGGAUAAACCUCUAGACCCAGAAAAAGGAUCCUACUUAAAAGCUGAUUUUGAGAAGGCAAUCGAACUUACCGGGUAUGGCAAGUUUCAUUACUUCCUACUCGCAGUAUGCGGGUUCGUCAGUACGAGCGAGGAGAUGGACGUAAUCUCCAUGUCCUUCAUCCUUCCAAGUGCACAAUGUGACCUAAAGUUGACAACCGAAGCCAAGGGAUGGCUCAGCUCCAUCAUCUUCAUCGGAAUGAUGGCGGGUGCUUAUGCGUGGGGUUCUGUUGCAGAUGCCCUGGGCCGACGCAAAGUACUAAUCGUCAUUUCAUUCAUGAAUGCCCUAUGCAUCGUUGCAUCUAGCUUCAGCCAGUCCUACGAACUCUUCAUGUUCUUCCGUUUUCUUAACGGAGCUGCCCUUGGGGGCAGUGGGCCGGUCAUCUGGUCGUACUUUGCAGAGUUCCAGCCAAAAUCCAAACGUGGAUCUAUGUUAUCAUUUAUGGCUGCUUUCUGGACGCUGGGCAAUUUGUUCGUUGCCGGUUUGGCAUGGCUGAUCAUCCCUCACAACAUCGGUAUUACCAAUGAAUCGUUCACAUUCAAUUCUUGGCGAAUUUUCCUGCUGAUCUGCGCUGCUCCCUCCUUCAUAGUGGCGGGGCUACUCCUGCUCCUGCCUGAAUCCCCUAAAUAUUUAUUAUCUCGCGGAAGGUACGAGGAAGCCCUCGAUAUUUUCCGUGGCAUUUACGCCACCAACACCGGCAAACCCCGUGAUACUUACACGGUUAAGGAACUAAUUCUCGAUGAUUUCAUCGCACCGGCACCAGUCAAAUCUGGGACCGAUGAAAAGAGUAAAUACAAGAUGAUGCUUGGUGAUAUUCUCGACAAUAGUAAACAACUAUUCGCCUCACCAAUUCUACGCUUCACCAUGAUAUCAAUUUUCAUCAACUUCACAUUCCAUAUUGGUUACUACGGUUUGAUGAUGUGGUUCCCAGAGCUGUUCAAUCGUUUUGACAAAUACGCCAAGCACAAUGAUAAUCGCGAAGCUCACAUCUGCGAAGUCACUGACUUCUACUUGCGAGAUAGGGAAGCUAAUUACGCGGUUGAUGGACCCUGUAUUAAUACCAUCGGGGAAUCUGUCUUCGUAGAGUCCAUCAUCACCGUUGCAGCUGCUAUUCCUGCUAACAUCAUUGCUGUUCUUGGAAUGGAUCGUUUGGGGAGGAAGUUUUUCCUCGUCUUCAGUACUCUCUCCGCGGGCUUGUGCUCGAUGAGUCUCUACUUCGUCUACAAUAAACUCCAUAAUCUCCUUGUAUCGGCGUUCUUUAGUGGUGUUAUAAGCUGUGGUAACGCGGCACUAGAUUGUCUUAUAACCGAAGUCUUUCCCACAAACUUACGUGCCACUGGUAUCGCUAUUUCCAUGGUCGCAGCCAGAUUAGGUGGCAUCAUUGGAAAUAUUGCUAUAGCACAACUCCUGGACACGUGGUGUGGAGCAUCAACCUUCAUUGUUGCUGGACUUCUCAUUGGGGGUGGUUUAUUAUGUCUCUUCCUACCAAACACCACUCGCGAGCCACUUUCCUGACACCUGAUCGUUCCAGAAUAAACCAGCUCUACCUGAUAAUUCCAUGUAUAGUCACAAUGCAUUUUUCUAGCGAAUAAAACAAUAAUUCUCCACAAAAGAAGAUAGCGAAUUAUCGAAGGGAAAACAUUCUCCAGAGUGGAAGAAUCAUCAAUUGCCCAGUUGAACCAUAGUAGAGACAUUGGUAGAAUAUCCUAGUAUUACUAUUGAGCGCCAUCAGGAAGCGAUAACCCAGAGGCGCCUAAUCAUGAAAAACCGAACUGAAUUGUGAUGAGGGAAUAAUGAAAAAAAUAUAUAUAUUUAUAGUGCGCCAGUGCUGCUCAACGUAUGAAUCAUGAUAUCGCCCAUAGUAGCUAAAUAUCUCCAAUGUUUUGUAUUAUCUGUUCCCUGUAUUAAUCAUUCAGUUAUUUUAGAUGUAAACAGUGGCUAUUGUUACUCGGUGGAUCACACUGAGUUACUUUACGAAUGAAAUAAAACAGAAAAAUAAAUAGAAUAUUAUAACGUGAUGAAGAAAAA
This is a messenger RNA of Fopius arisanus, 2439 nucleotides long. Its product is annotated as synaptic vesicle glycoprotein 2B. Gene Ontology annotation, cellular component: membrane. Gene Ontology annotation, molecular function: transmembrane transporter activity. The record is from RefSeq and is a predicted model, not a curated record. Lineage: Eukaryota; Metazoa; Arthropoda; Insecta; Hymenoptera; Braconidae. Bases 265 to 1926 code for a protein of 553 amino acids. Gene Ontology annotation, biological process: transmembrane transport. The transcript has 10 exons.